UAGACAGGAAAGCGAAGCGACCUCGACAUUUUUUCCUCAACAACCCCCUUAUCCUAAAUAUUCUUAGGUAAUUUUAUGUCUUAGAAAGCAUACGCCUUUUAUCUGCAUUUUCGGUGAACAGUUUAACGAAUCGUCGCUAUUUUAUGUCGUGUAACGCGUAGAACGCUCGUGCAUCUGGAUGAACAUUGUGCAGUAAUUUAUGGAUGUAAUUAGGUAAUUUAAACUGGCCACUGACAACAAGCUCGCCGACUGCAUCAUGGUUAACUGCUGCUGUCUUUGCUGCGGUGAAAUCCCUCAACCCCGCCCCCUUGUGCCCGGCCAGGCGGGACCACCGCGGGACCCCCGCUCCGUGCAGCAGCAGCAGCCCGCUGGCUCCGGCCCAGACGCCGUGGAGCUGAAGGGGGCGCACAAAGGGGGAGCAAGACAGCUAGUGCAAGUGAAGAAAAAGGAGUGAGUUUAUAAUCUGUCUCUGACAUGCGAAAAAGUGCAGCAUGCUCUCCUCCGAGCCGGACUCUGCGGAGGCCACGGCGGUCAACGCUGCUCUCACUGAGGCUGAGGAAGAGGAGCAGGAGGAUGAGCAGGACUCACCGGCAGAGAGUGAUGUCCCGGAGGAGCAGCAUCCUGUGAAGCAGUCCCUCGGUUCCUGUGUGUGCCGGGAGUCCCAUUGGCGCUGCCUGCUGCUCUCUCUGCUCAUGUACAGCUGCCUGGGCGCCGUGGCCUGGUGCCAGCUGACCCGGGUCACCAAAAUCAGCUUCAAUUCGGCCCUCACCUCCUCAUUCUCGGCCUCGUUCACCUCCUCCCUGCGGGGCGCCUCUGGGAUGGGUGUCAGCGGACACUCAAUGAUCUACCAUGAUAGCCCCUGCUCUGACGGCUACAUCUACAUCCCUCUGGCCUUCCUGCUCAUGCUCUACGUCUUAUACAUGGUGGAGUGCUGGCACUGCAGAGCGAGGAGCGAGCUGCAGAGCAAAGCAGACGUGGACAGCGUGUACGAGCGCAUGCUGCGCAUGAGACAGGCCCAACCCUGCAUUUGGUGGAAGGCCAUCAGCUACCACUUUGUCCGUCGGACCCGUCAGGUCACUCGAUAUCGCAAUGGAGACGCCUACACCACCAUGCAGGUGUACCAUGAGAGGGUGAACACGCAUGUGGCCGAGGGAGAGUUUGACUUCGGCCGCUGCGGGAUGAAAGAUGUGUCAUGUGACCUCAUGGGCUUGGAGGGACUUCCGGCGACUCGCCUGCGCUUCACUAAAUGUUUCAGCUUCACAGAGGCCGGGCCAGAAAACGAUUACCUCAACCAGAGAGCCAGGUUCUUCUCUGAAAUCGAGGGUUUGGACGAUUACAUGGAGGCCAGGGAGGGCAUGCAGCUGAAGAACGUGGACUUCAGAGAAAACCUGAUAGCCUAUGUGGACCCUGACCGGUUGCCUUGGUACAGCUCGCAGGUCGCCUUCUGGCUGGCAGCUCUGCUCAUGCUGUCGUGGCCUCUGAGAGUGCUGAUAGAGUACCGCACUGCCUAUGUGCACUACCGCAUAGAGAAACUAUUCGGGUUAGAGUACAGCCCGUCUCCUCUCGAUGAAGACACGCCUAAUACUGGGUGUGUUAUUCCCAGAGUAGACACACUGGACAGCACUGAGAUGGAGUGGCACAUACGCUGUAACCGCCAGGUGAUCCCUAGCUACUCUGAGGCUAUACUGAUAAACAUGAGCACAGCCGACUCUAACUCCUUACCAGACACUGAAUGCAACUCCUCCUCAAACGGCUUCCUCCUCGAGGGCAGCCAGACUGCUCAGAGUUACGGCGCCCUGCAAAGCCAGGAGGACUGCGAGCAAUGCAGGGAGCCGACUGAAGGAGGUGAUGGAGGAGGAAGGAGGAGGUUCGUCACCAGCUCCAGCUGCUCCUCCAUCUUCUCCUGCCGGGGAGCGCUGCUACACUCCCACCUCUCCUCGGACACCUCCCGCUUCUCUCUCUGCCGCAUGUACGGCUCCCACCGCACCAUGGCUCUGUGGGGGAGCCGCAGCAGCAACCUGACGGACCCUUGCUGCGUGGAGGAGCCGUGCUGCAGGUCUGACUCCAGCCAGCUGGCCCUCAGCGACAGUCCGCCCACCUAUAGGGACGCCCGCUUCUUCCCUGUGCUCAUCGUGCAUAGGCCUGAGGGCUGUGGGGGUGAGGACGGGAGGGAAGUGAGGCGAUAUUAUAUACGAAGAGGGUCGUCCUUUGUAGAGACGGAUCUGUGAAGGACACUAGGACACUUAUUGAUGAGCCAAGAUGGAUUCACAUGUUUGCUCUAUAGACAGAAUGACAUUUUUGAUUUAUGGAGCUGUUUCAAAAAAUUCCACAUAUAAAAAAGGUUCAAGGUGAUAGUUUUGAUUGUUGGACGUAGGGUUGUACGAUUGAAUAAUUCACACAGAGUGUAUUAGCUACAGUAGAUGGGGUCGGCACAGAGUAGCAAAAAUGUAAGCAAUUUAGCCAACUGUUGUGCCAUUAUCAAAACAUAUUUAAGCCAACUAAAAUAAUCAUAUAGAAUAUUUUGUACCCCUUUACCUUUCCGGCGACUGCCCUUUUUUACAGGUAACUGAAGCUGUUAUCUUUUCUCUCUUUAAAGCCACCAGACUAGUCUAUGCUGGCAUAGACUACAUAUAAUAUAAUAUACAUCUUAGUAACUGUCGGUCAGUCUCUGUUAUUGGGUGACUUUAGUCAAUCUAAAUUAACCAAAGUUACACAAUAAUACAAAUUACUAACCAAUCGAGGCAGCUGUUGCCCAACAACUCCUGUGUUGUGCAAGGUAAAUGUGUUGUUUCUGUCACUUAAAUUUGGUGGCCUUGAAGAGGGCAUGGACGACGGCUUCUGUUCUUCACCUGAAAGGGCAGUCAGGUUAAGCGCUGAAACUACUCAAAAUAUAUUGUUCACUUAUACUGAUAUUGAUGUUAUCAGGUGGGCCUAUUUCUCCCAACUGGGGGUGUGACCUCUGCCAUCUUCUGUAGGUAAUACACUGACUAUUGAUAAGUACUUCAUGAAACCCCACUACAAGCAUUAUAAACUAUCCUUCUAAAUACAAACCUCUAUUUUUUAACAAAGUCACCAAAAGGUCAGAGUAUUGAAUUGCACAUGUCCAUAUUAUUACAGUGAAAUGUGGGAAAUGCAGGGUGUACUCGUGUAUCUAAAUCACCUCUGCAUUGUCAUACAGCCUUUGUAGCAGCUACACUCUGUCUACUCACACUACAGUGUGUAUGAUGACACAAAUAAAAACUUAACUAAAUGGUGCACACAACACUGAUACAUGAAAAAUGCACGACCUCUGCAUCCCACUGUUUCUUAUAUUUCUGAAAAAACACAUGAUGCAAAUCUUAACCAGUUUCUACAUUGACUAUGUUGGUGUUUUUAUAUGUUAAAGAUGUGUGCAACUUAGAGGCAUAUCUCAGAC
Messenger RNA from Gymnodraco acuticeps, 3415 nucleotides. Its product is annotated as transmembrane protein 151B. The coding region runs from base 492 to 2228 and encodes 578 amino acids. Lineage: Eukaryota; Metazoa; Chordata; Actinopteri; Perciformes; Bathydraconidae. The transcript has 2 exons. The record is from RefSeq and is a predicted model, not a curated record.